Messenger RNA from Prorocentrum cordatum, 1889 nucleotides. The record is from the annotation of a GenBank genome assembly. Lineage: Eukaryota; Dinophyceae; Prorocentrales; Prorocentraceae.
CGCGGGCUCGGUCGGCCGCGGGCUCCGACGCGCGGCGCCGCCCCGCGCCGUGCUCGGCGGCGCGGCGCCCGCGGAGCCGCAGAGGAGGCUCGAGGGCCUGCCCGAGAGGCACCUGCGGGCUCGGAUGCCCGCGCCGCCCGCGCCCCGCUGAACAUGGCCGCCCUCCCGCCACCCGCGCCCACGGGCGCUGGCGUCCGCCGGGCCCGCCGGGCGCCGAGCCGUAGGCCCACCCCGCGGGCCUGCCGGGCGAUCGCCUGCACAGCGCUCGCCCAGCUGCUCCUCGGCCCCGACGGCCUCCGGCCCUUCGCGGCGCUGGGGCCGCGCGCCCUCGGCUCCCGCCGGCCGUUGGUCGCCGCCUCGGCCGUCGCUGGGGGCGGCCCCGGCGGGAGCGGCGCCGGCGCCGACGCCGAGCUGGAGGCCCUGGAGGAGGCGGCAAAGGCCGCGCAGGCGGCGGUGGAGCUGGCCGAGGCGCGCGCGGCGGCCGCGCGCGCAGGUGCCGAGCUGGCCGCUGCCAGGGCGAAGGUCCAGGCGGGCGCCGGCGCCGAGGGCACACAGGCGAUCGACGCGGGAGCAUCCCAGGUGCCCUUCAAGGCGGUCGGCGCCGACGAGCCUCAGGCGGUCGACGUUGAGGGGCCGGAGGUGGUCAGGGUCGUUGCGCCUUGGCAGACCACCCCGCUGCUGGACGGCAUGCUGGCAACGUCUUUCACCCAGGACGAGGCGCGUCCCGCCGCGUUCCUGACGUCGCCGUCGGGCACGGCCUUCUUCAACCUGAUCGGCCGCUUCGAGGACACCAGGCUCGGCGACAGCGCCGAUGCCACUGUCCUCGGCAUCACGCUAGAGGCGUGCGCGCUCGGGCUCUGGGACUUGUCCCAGUUCGGCAACCUGGGCAAGGUCAGCGAGCUCGGCAAGCUCCCUGGGGUCGCCGAGCUCUCUGCCGAGGAGCGGAGGGACGCCGCCGAGAUCGGUUCCAUCAUGGAGCCGGAUAUGGUGGCGAGCUUGCUGUCGGCCAGGUUUUCCAAGGCUAGCGGAACCCUCCGCGGCUCGGACUGGCGGCCUUUCGUGAGGAAGCUCUGCGAGGUCGAGGGUCUGCCGGAGAGGGUCGACAGGAUCAUCAACUGGCAGGCCCUCUUCCCCCCGGGGCUUGAGAACAAGACCGGCCUCCCAUCUUCGCUGGCGAAGGCCUGGGCGAGUGAGAAUCCAGCGGGCAAGCCCGAGGAGGAGGGAGGGGCAUCAGCCAGAGUGGUUACUUCCAUCCUCUGGGAGGCUCAUAUCGGCCCCUGGGUCCCUUCUGGGCCACCCUCGGAUCUGCAGCCAGCGUCAGGCAACGCAGCUUAUCAUAAUGGUUGUGCAGAUCGCUGGUACCAUAAUGUGAAUUCAGCGUCCGAUUGUCGCCGAAGGGCUGGGAAGCGUCACUCCCCACAGGAUCGUGUUUGAGGGGCCUCUGUUGCUGCGCCUGCUUUGUAUGGCGAGGGACAAAAUCCGACCUUCAGCCAGCGCGGCGCAAAAGGCUACGUUCCUCGACUUCGUGAGGCACGUCAGUGCCAGCAAGCCCGGCACCUGGACCGACGCGGAGCUGGAUGCCUUAGAUGCGCUGUCGGAGAGGGACGAGGUGCUGCGGAAGGUGUUCGCGCGGGCCAACUCCGUCAGGGAGAAGUUCGCGGGCACGAUGAGCUCGGUCGCGAUGAUACCGGCUGCGCUGUUGGCUGCUCUGGUUCUCGCGUGCGUCUGCAUCUUCAGCGCCCUGAACCCGGGGGGCAGCGGCUCCGCCGACCUCGAAAGUCUGCCGCUGCUGACGCUGAAGGGGUGAGCCCUGUGGGCCACGGCUCGGCUGGGCACUCCUCCCUUCGAUAGACCGCUCGCCGGGACGCAGCGCACCCUUGGCGCGGCAA